Stegastes partitus (bicolor damselfish) is the source of this 2802-nucleotide messenger RNA. RefSeq names its product PDZ domain-containing protein 4-like. Bases 1 to 2802 code for a protein of 933 amino acids. The record is from RefSeq and is a predicted model, not a curated record. NCBI's taxonomy places the organism in Eukaryota, Metazoa, Chordata, Actinopteri, Pomacentridae. Gene Ontology annotation, molecular function: protein binding. The transcript is spliced from 8 exons.
AUGGGGUGCAACAUGUGUGUGGUUCAAAAGCCUGAAGACCAAUACAGGGUCAUGUUCCAGAAGGGUCACGUAAGCAACAUGCUGUGCUCUUUUGACGCUGACGGUCGAUUAAAGGUGAAUGGUAAAGAGCUGUCCCGCCUUUCAGGGGAUCCCACCCUGGACAUACGGGACCCUGUGCUGUCCAACAUACUGAGGCGGGGGGCUCGCAGACGGGCGGGCCUGGCUGGAGCUCCUGGAGGGCAAGUGCCAGUGACCAUGGGCAUGGCCGACUGUGUGGACAGCUGCACCCAAACGGACAUCAGCUUCCAGCAUAUGUUGACUCUGGGCAAGAGCAGCCAGCAUCCCUGCGGAGCUCCACCCCCGCCCGAUCCACCGCCUUCCCCUCCACUGCCGCCACUACUGGAGCCAUAUCUACUCAAUGAACUCUUCAUAGAGCCCGUAUACUACGACCCCACUGACUACUUUGACAUCACUCAGCAUGAAGUGGACAGGCAGGACGAGCUUGAAUAUGAGGAGGUGGAGUUGUAUAAGUCUCGUCAGCAGGAUAAACUGGGUCUGACGGUGUGUUACAGAACGGAUGAGGAGGAGGACCUCGGCAUCUAUGUAGGAGAGGUGAACCCAAACAGCAUUGCUGCAAUGGAUGGCCGCAUCCGCAAGGGCGAUCGAAUACUGCAGAUAAAUGGAGUGGACAUCCAGAACAGAGAGGAGGCGGUAGCUAUUCUCACCAGAGAGGACAGCACUAAUGUCUCCCUGCUUCUCGCACGACCCGAGAUAGAGAAUGACAACCAGCUAGAUCCGGAUGAGCUGGACCUGGAGCCCCUGGACAAUGCUGUCCAUCUGGCCAGCAGCCACAGACUGAGGCACAGCCCCUCCAUACUGGGCGCUGGACCAGGCGGUGUUGCUGGUGGAGGUGUGCUACGUAGCCACAGUCACUCAGUAAACAGGGAUUCACCAGAUUUGCUGCAGACAGUGCUGAGCAACAGCCAGGAGCUGGACAGUGGUGUUGGCCGGACAGAUGAAAGCACCAGAUAUGAGGAGUCUUCGGAGCACGACCUCCUGGGAGACGACCACACCAGUGCCUCCAAUACGAAUGCCACCAACACACCUGGCAGCAUGCGCAAGUUUUUGUCCAGUAGAGGGGACACUCCACCCCUGCUGCACUCCCAGGACCUCCAGUUCAGCACAGACUCUCUCCUCGGGCUGGACUGUGUUAAUGGAGGAGGUCUGGAGCAGAUGGAGCGACUGGAGAGGGCCUACAUGGCAGAUCCUGUGAGGAUGAUGAUGCCUGGGUUGACAGAGGAGGAGUGCGAGAGGUAUAAAGAGCUCCUGGAAAUCAAGUGUUACUAUGAGAAGAACAGCAAUGCUCUGAUGUUACAAGGGCCAGCACAAGAGGAAGGGGGCGUCUCACUGGAUGUGAACAGGAACGAGAGCCUGACGCAGCAUGAGAUGGCCCUUUUAGAAGAAGAGCUGCGCCACUUGGAGUUCAAGUGUCGCAACAUCUUGAGAGCGCAAAAGAUGCAGCAGCUGAGGGAGCGUUGUAUGAAGGCUUGGCCUCUUGAAGACAAGAAUGGAGCGAGUGCAGGGGCUGGAGUCGGAGCUGGACGCUUGGACAUGAUCGGUACUCUGGCGAGCGAGGAGUCCUGUCACCAUGCUCUGUCAGAUAUUAAUGAGCUUCCAGAGAGGGAGCGCUCAGACAAGGACAGCACGAGUGCCUACAACACUGGAGGGGAAAGUUGCAGGAGCACCCCUCUGGUCAAUGAACAGUACCCUUCACCCUCCACUCAGAGUCUGGAGGGAGGAGAUGUUCUUCUCCCAGAAGGUAUGCAGGUUCCAACUAGGCAGAGAGAAAGAGGAAUCAGGACGGGAGACGGGACAAAAGCAAACUUGAACCAACCCUACUCUCCCCACUCUCACAGGAGAGGAACUGAGGUGAAGACAUCCAGCCCCGGAGCAAAGGUUAGGUCCUUGUCCCGAGAUGUAGGUACCAGGAGGGGCUCAGAUGGAGGGGUGAGGCGUAGCCCCAAAACCAGCGGGACAGCUGAGAGGGCUGGUGGACGCAGUGCCGAAAACAGUCCUUAUCUGUCCCGCCGUCAGACUGAAACAAAGCCACCUCAGCGCUACCUGAGUUGCAUGCAGCUGAGGUCCCCCUCCACCUCUGAGCGGCUGAGUGGACUCAGAAACACCUCCAUGGAGGGCACCAUGGACACUGAGGGUGACGCCAGCCCCAUGAGCCUGGGCAGCACAUGCAAAGACGCCAACCAGCUCCCAGGAGCUGUGUCCUUACCCUUGUCCCCUUCACUGAUGCCUGCCUCCCCUCGCAUGGAGUGGAAGGUGAAGAUCCGCAGUGAUGGCUCACGCUACGUGGCCAAGCGGCCUGUGAGGGAUCGCCUCCUGAAGGCACGAGCCAUGAAGAUCAGAGAGGAGCGCAGCGGCAUGACGACGGACGAUGAUGCUGUGAGCGAAAUGAAGAUGGGCCGUUACUGGAGCAAAGAGGAGCGCAAGCAGCAGCUGCUGAAGGCCCGAGAGCAGAGGCGGCGCAGGGAGUUCAUGAUGCAGAGCCGUCUGGACUGCAUGAGAGAGCGGGAGAGGGAGCAGGGCGGCAGUGCAGGAGGUCAGCAGGGAAGCACACAGCAGCAGGAACCCACAUCCAUCCUGGAGCUGUGCCACCGCAGGAGCAUGAAGAAGCGCAGUCGCAGGAUCCUAGACAACUGGAUCACCAUACAGGAGCUCCUGGCUCAUGGCACCAGGUCGGCUGAUGGGAAGAAAGUCUACAACCCCCUGCUGUCUGUCACCACAGUCUGA